Molecule: messenger RNA, 2168 nt
Organism: Amaranthus tricolor (Joseph's coat)
Lineage: Eukaryota; Viridiplantae; Streptophyta; Magnoliopsida; Caryophyllales; Amaranthaceae
Product: nicotinamide adenine dinucleotide transporter 1, chloroplastic-like
Exons: 9
Coding region: 367-1305 (312 amino acids)
Biological process (GO): NAD transmembrane transport
Molecular function (GO): NAD transmembrane transporter activity
Source: RefSeq, a predicted model, not a curated record
CACAUUUUCAAUAUUGAAUUUAUCUUUCAUAUUAGUGAACAACUCAAAUCACUCAAUUAUAUAUUUCUUUUAACAAACGAAGUAAACAACUCCAACCUCUAACCAGAUUUCAUCUCUUCCUCUUUCCAUUCACCGGCUUCCGUUCGUACACGAAUCCUCACAAACUUCAUGGCCUCAACUUUCUCUCUCUAAAACCACAUCGAUCUUAUCGGAAACCCUAAAUCUAUGCAUCGGAAUUUGCCUUUCUGGCGAUGCAAUUCUGCUUUUCUACUAUCUGCCUCUCCCGGGAGGAUUCUUUUCCAAUUCGAUCAUCUUCUUCCCUAAUUCAGCUUCAUUCUUCUCGUUAUUGUGCGCAAUUUUGCCGCCAUGGCUGCUGCCGAUUCUACUUCAAUGCUCUGUAAUGCCGGUGCCGGUGCUGCUGCUGGUGUAAUUGCAGCGACUUUUGUGUGUCCUUUAGAUGUUAUUAAAACUAGACUUCAAGUGCAUGGACUUUCUUCUCUUGGAAAUGGCGCCGCAAAAGGUAGCAUCAUUAUCUCUAGUUUGCAGCAGAUAACCUAUAAGGAGGGUUUGCGUGGAAUGUAUCGUGGUCUUUCUCCUACUGUCUUGGCCUUGCUUCCGAAUUGGGCAGUGUAUUUUACUAUGUAUGAACAACUUAAGAGCCUUCUUGGAUCAGAUGUUGAUGGGAAUCAUCAAUUGUCGGUGGGUGCAAAUGUGAUUGCUGCUUCUGGAGCUGGAGCUGCUACUGUCAUUGCCACAAAUCCGCUUUGGGUUGUAAAGACAAGAUUUCAGACACAAGGAAUGAAAAAGGGUGUCGAUCCUUACAAGAGUACGUUAUCAGCUUUGAGGUUAAUAGCUGAGAAGGAGGGUAUUCGUGGAUUGUAUAGUGGCCUGGUUCCUGCAUUGGCUGGAAUUAGUCAUGUGGCCAUUCAAUUUCCUAUAUAUGAGCGAGUUAAGAGCUAUUUGGCCAACAAAGAUGAAACUACUAUUGAUAAGGUUCCUGCACGUAAUGUUGCGGUUGCCUCGUCGGUCUCCAAAAUAUUUGCUUCUACAUUGACAUAUCCCCACGAGGUGGUUCGGUCACGGCUUCAAGAGCAAGGGCACCACUCAGAGAAACGAUACUCGGGGGUAACUGAUUGUGUUAGGAAAGUAUUUCAACAAGAUGGCAUCUCAGGAUUUUACCGUGGUUGUGCCACCAAUCUGCUAAGGACUACACCAGCUGCUAUGAUCACGUUUACCAGCUUUGAGAUGAUUCACCGGUUUUUAUUUAAGAUAUUCAAUCCGGACACUCAAACUCAUACAUUAUGAUGGAGCUUUGCCUAUUCUGCUGCCUUCGAUGAAUUACUGUGGAUAUACAAGCUGCAAGGCUACAAGCCUACAACCACUUUAUUUUCUCUCGAUUCUUUGGUGGCCUGGAAACUGGGUUUACCGCAACAUAGGGCUCAUUCUUUCACACAAUUUAGUUGUCGGAUAGUACAAUGGAAACACGAUUAAAAUGAUGAUGAUGAAAAUAUUUAAGUGUACUCUUUAAGUGUCAGUUGCCAAUUUGCAAAGGCUACGAAGAUGUAUUCGAGGUAUAAUUUUAGCAUGCAAGUAUUGGAAACUGGGUGCUGCAGCAGUACUUAAUUUUUUACGCAAGGUUUUUGUGUACAGAAACUCUGAUCUUUUAUACGUACCUGCAUCAUUUUAACUUGCAUCUUUACCAACUUUUAUUCUCACCAUUAUCUUCAAUUAUCUAAAAGUUAUAAAUAGCGGAUAGUUUAAAAAUAUGAGCAUUGUGAACGAAUCCAACAAGAAUCCAACAAGAUGUUACUUGUCUGUGUUUUUUCAUAUGUAGCACAAGUUAAAAUGAUGCAAGUAUUUCUGUAUGUAGUAAAUUUUAUUUCGUUUCUAUUGUCUCUCACCACAUCAUACAUAUGUUACCUCAAAUUGAGAAAGUCGAAUACCUACUAGGCUACCACCAGAGACUACCACCACAUAACAUAGAGAAUGCUUAUUGUUAAAAAAAAAAAAAAAAAAAAAAAAGGGACCUUUUUUUUCUCUUAUGACAUAACACAAGUAGGUGUUCUUACAAGUUGCAACGUUCUAUACAUAUGACAAUGACAUUGAUAUUCUCAAUCUAGGAUACCCUUUCCAAAAUACUCCAUUAUUUUGUUUGUGUGCUAAAAUUA